AUGGACUAUGAAGAUUGUAGACCUAUUAGUUGUGAAGAGGAGAAUUGUGAGAAAAAUGUUGAAAUCAUUUGCUUAUGUGACAAAUCGACUCAUUAUUUAUGUGAACCGCACUUUAGAUAUCAUCUGGAAACGUCAAGUGAAAGAAUCCAUGAGCCGAUGAAGACAGUUCCAAUCAAUCAGAAAGUUCUUAGUAGUUUAUUUCAAAAGCUUGAUUGAAUUAUAGAGAAAACUUCUAAGCUGUUCGAAAAGUUCUCAAGGAAAAUCGACAAAUUAGAAAAAUUUCAUAGAAAACUAUUAAAAAGCAUAACUCAUACAAGAAAAAUGAUAAAUAAUCAGCUGCUAGAGACAAUUAUUACAUGCAAAAAUUUAAAAGAAAAAUGUAAAAAGCCAAUUUCUAGGAAGGAUUACUAUAGCCAACUGGAAAAUUUGCUUAUAAAUGACUAUUCUUCUUACUCUGAGAGCAUUAUAAGUCAAAUGGAGCCUCCAAAAAUAGAGAUUAUAAAAAAAGACCAAAGAAGAUUGUGAGAAAAAAUAUCAUUUUAUAGUUCUACAUUUAGCCACUUACUAAGCACUUAUAACAGCUAUUGCUUUGACAUUACAAAUCUUGGCAUUGAUGUUUUUAGCCUCGCUUGUUUUGAUGGAAAAAAGGAAGAAAAGUUUGAUAAUUUAUCAGUUGAGCCAUCAUCGAGAAUGAUGCUAAUCAGCCCAGAUGAGAUAUUGAUUACAGGAGGUAAUAAGAACCCUAAAAAAUGCGAUAUUUUUAAUAUAACUAACCGAACUUUAACACAUCAAAAUAGCCUAAACCAUGAGAGAUACUGACAUUGCAUCACAUUUAUCAAAGGUUUUCCAGCAGUAAUUGCUGGAUAUUAUAAUAGAUCAUAUUUAAAAGCUGUUGAAAUCUUUAAAUACGGCAAAUGGUAUGAAUUUACACCAUUAAAUUACCCAAGGAGUUCCCCAUCAGCCUGUUCAUUGCUUGGAAAAGUCUAUGUUGUUGGAGGAAAUUAUGAACACUAUUGUGAAGUAUUUGACGAAGCUAUUGAUCAAUGAAAAGAAUUAAUAGGAUGCAUGCCCAUUUAUCAUAGAAUGAGCCCUGGAAUAGUAGGCCUCUGUGAGAAUUUUCUUAUAAUUUUUGGCGGCUGCAUUACCUCCGCUAUUCCUUUAAAUGAAGCUGUGAAAAUUGACAUAAAAAAUAAAAAAGAAUCAAAAAUGCCACCUUUAGAAAUAAAAGGAAAAUAUUCACAUGGCUUUCAUAUGCUAAAAGACAAAAAAUUUUACUCAGCGAUGAACUUCAGUGAAUUUCACUGUUUCAUUAAUUGGGAAUUGAAGGAAGAAAUAAAUUUUUCUCCAGAUGUACCAAUUAGUUAA
Molecule: messenger RNA, 1365 nt
Organism: Blepharisma stoltei
Lineage: Eukaryota; Ciliophora; Heterotrichea; Heterotrichida; Blepharismidae
Source: the annotation of a GenBank genome assembly